Messenger RNA from Stomoxys calcitrans (stable fly), 1864 nucleotides. Its product is annotated as CDK5RAP1-like protein. The coding region runs from base 99 to 1829 and encodes 576 amino acids. Gene Ontology annotation, cellular component: mitochondrion; cytosol. Gene Ontology annotation, biological process: tRNA modification; negative regulation of cyclin-dependent protein serine/threonine kinase activity. Lineage: Eukaryota; Metazoa; Arthropoda; Insecta; Diptera; Muscidae. The transcript has a single exon. The record is from RefSeq and is a predicted model, not a curated record. Gene Ontology annotation, molecular function: tRNA-2-methylthio-N(6)-dimethylallyladenosine(37) synthase activity; 4 iron, 4 sulfur cluster binding.
UCACUGUGAAAUGAUAUCACAAUGGCAAAGCAGAGUUUUUUGUAAUUAUACAAUAAUUGAAAAGGUUUUGAAUUAAAAGUUUAAAAAAUCAACUCAAAAUGAGACUUCAACGGGCGCUGGCUGCCUAUGAAAAUGUCAACGUUAUGCGCCUAUUGCCCAAAACAAUUAAACGUGCACUGAGUUCCUCAGUAAAAGCUGUUAAGUCAGCGCCAAGAGAAACAUUUGUGGAACGAGUCUCUGCAGGUCCUGGUUUAAAAGAGUUUCUAAAUGUUAAAGCUGUUUCAAAGUUUAAGACAGCUGCCCAAGAAGAGGAAAUUAUUCCAUAUCUACCUUUAGACAGCUACAAUGGAAAAGGACGUCGAGUGUUUUUUGAAGUCUAUGGCUGUCAAAUGAAUACCAAUGACACAGAAGUAGUGCUCUCCAUUCUCACUGCAAACGGCUAUGUGAAGUGCGACGAUAUAAAACAGGCAGAUGUUAUCAUGAUAGUCACCUGUGCUGUACGCGAAGGAGCCGAAACGAAAAUAUGGAAUCGUCUUAACCACUUAAAAGCCAUGAAGGAGAAGAGAUCCUCGAAAAAAGGACCACUGCAGAUUACAGUUUUGGGUUGUAUGGCCGAGCGUUUAAAACAAAGGCUUUUGGAAAAGGAAAAGUGUGUUGACGUGGUGGCUGGCCCUGAUAGUUACAAAGAUCUGCCAAGGCUUUUGGCCAUAUCACGGCAUUACCAGCAGUCAGCCAUUAAUGUGCUCUUGAGUCUUGACGAAACCUAUGCAGAUGUUAUGCCUGUAAGACUCAACUCAGAAUCACCUACAGCAUUCGUAUCAAUUAUGAGAGGCUGUGAUAAUAUGUGUACUUAUUGUAUAGUACCAUUUACCAGAGGUAGAGAACGCUCCAGGGAUUUAGAAUCAAUAAAACAAGAAGUAAUAGCACUGAGGGAAAAUGGCAUCAAGGAAGUUACGCUAUUGGGUCAAAAUGUAAACAGUUAUAGAGACACCUCCAAGGAGACAGCAACAGCCGAAAAUGUGUCUACAGUGCCGGGCUUUAAGACUGUGUAUAAGCCAAAAAUUGGAGGUUUGCCCUUUUCAACACUACUGCAGGAAGUAGCAAAAGCAGUACCAGAUGUCAGAAUACGUUUUACAUCGCCCCAUCCUAAAGAUUUUUCCGAAGAUGUCCUCAGGGUAAUUCGUGACUAUCCAAACGUAUGUAAAAAUCUACAUUUACCAGCCCAAUCAGGCUCAAAUACUGUAUUGGAGCGUAUGCGCCGAGGAUAUACCAGAGAGGCCUACCUUGAAUUAGUGGACACUAUACGUCUUUAUUUGCCAAAUGUUGGUCUUUCAAGUGACUUUAUUUGUGGUUUCUGCGGUGAAACUGACCAUGAAUUCCAGGACACUGUAACACUUAUUGAGCAAGUGCAAUAUAAUGUUGCCUUUUUGUUUGCCUACAGCAUGAGGGAAAAAACUACAGCUUACCGCAAAUAUAAAGACGACGUGCCGCAAGAAGUAAAAAGCCAAAGACUACAAAGAAUGGUUAAAGCUUUCCGUGAUGGAGCCACAGAACUCCAUCGACAAUAUGAAGGGCGUAAAGAGCUGAUAUUAAUCGAAGGCAAAAGCAAACGUUCGGAUGAUUUUGUUUUUGGCAGAAAUGAUGCCAACAUUAAGGUAAUAGUCCCAUUUCAAACAUUGCCGAAAGGUAAAAAUGGUACGACAUCAUCGAAGCGACAUAUUGAACUUGGCGAUUUUGUUGUAGCUAAAAUUUUGGAAUCCAAUUCACAGGUUCUAAAAGGAGAACCUUUAUACCUAAGUUCAAUAGAAGAUUUUUACUCAAAUGUAUAAAUUAUAUACACAAAAAUUGAUUUUAGAAAAAAUAA